This is a messenger RNA of Colletotrichum chrysophilum, 396 nucleotides long. RefSeq lists its product as uncharacterized. NCBI's taxonomy places the organism in Eukaryota, Fungi, Ascomycota, Sordariomycetes, Glomerellales, Glomerellaceae. The record is from RefSeq and is a predicted model, not a curated record. Bases 1 to 396 code for a protein of 131 amino acids. The transcript has a single exon.
AUGUCGGGUCCUAGCCCCCGUACGACGCUCCCCGUCCAGAGCCCCGACUCGGCGGACAUUUCGCCCAAGUCCCCGUUGCAGCCCAAAGACAAGUCCAAUGCGGAUUACUUCUCCCUCGAGUCGCAGAAGAAAGAGGAGGAUGCUAAGGGUGGAGAUGCUGGAGCGUUGAGCCGUGCUACGACACUCUCGAGCUUUGCAAGUCCGUCUUUGGAGAGCGCAAAAGGAAGCUUCUCUGCCGAAUCGUCCAGGACCGAGUCGUUCGCCGGAAGGCAUAGGGGGUCGUCGAUAGGAUCGCUGACGUUUGCACCGGUUCGAAACCUAUCGCUGCCGCAAGGAGCCAAGAGAACAACAGACAAGGAGCGCAUUAGAGCGUCGUCUCCUGCUCAUGACAGGUAA